AUGAAUAGGUUUACAUCUAAAAUCAUUAAACCAACUCGUUUUAUCAACUCCUUUAAUAAUAGUAGUUGUAAAUGUCAAUAUAGUAGUAGUUCAAAUAAUAGUCAAUCAAUAUACCCAAAGAAUAAGAAUCAUUUAAAGAAUUUACCAUUACCAACUGCCAAUUCAUUCCCAAAGAAUGAAAAGAUAAAUGAUUACUUUCAAUUUGAAGUUGUUCAUCAAUCAUCAAAAUCAAAUGCUCGUGUCACUAAAAUAACUACACCUCAUGGAAUAAUUGAAACACCAAACUUUGUACCAGUUGCAACUAUUGGUAGUAUUAAAUUUGUUGAUCCAGUUACAACAAGACAACAAAAUUCACAAUUAAUGUUUGUCAAUACCUAUCAUAUGAUUGUGAAUGCAGACUUGGAUACGAUUGAAAAGGCUGGUGGAUUACACAACUUUAUAAAUUAUCAGGCACCGAUUAUUACCGAUAGUGGAGGUUUCCAAGUGUUUUCAAUGGGUCAUCCAGAAAGACACAAUACCAUCAACGAACAAGACGAUUCAGUGACAGACGUAAAUGACCUUGUCGUGUCACAAUCGAUUGAAAUGACAAAGAGAGAACUCAAAGGAAUGUCGGGUAAAAAGUAUCCGGGCAGUAUCGAAUCAAUCACAGACGACGGUGUCAUAUUCCGAUCCUAUCGAACAUCAUCCAUCAUUGAACUAGGACCACAAUCAUCGAUUCAGUACCAGAAAAAGUUGGGUGCCGAUAUCAUCAUCCCAUUUGACGAACUACCUCCCUAUCACAUUUCGGAAGAAAAGGUGAGAGAGUCGUUGCAUCGAACACAUCAUUGGGAGGGACAGUCGCUACUCGAACAUUUAAAAGAUCCAAGACAGCAGGCAAUGUACUCUGUCAUUCACGGAGGUGUAAACAAAGAGAUGAGAAGAGAGAGUUUAGAGUAUCUCACAUCACUGCCAUUCGACGGAGUGGCAAUUGGAGGUAGUAUUGGAAAGGAUCGUGACGAAAUGAACGAUCUACUCUCCUUUUUAAUGCCACUUGUCCCUAGAAACAAACCAAAUCAUCUUUUGGGUAUUGGUGACUUGGAGAGUAUCAUCAGAUCGGUUCCAUUGGGAAUCGAUACCUUUGAUUCAUCUUAUCCAACACGAUCGGCUCGUCACGGUUCCAUUCUUUUAGCACAAUCAAAUGAUCGUUUCUUGAUUACAAAAUCAGAAUAUAAAUCACAAUAUGAUACUCCAUUGGAUAAAUCUUGUGAUUGUCCAACAUGUAAAAAUUAUUCAACAGCAUAUAUACACCAUUUAUAUAAAUCAAAUGAACAAAUAUUUUAUACCUUGGCAACACAACAUAAUCUUAGAGCUAUGGCUAGAAUAAUGGAGAAUAUUAGAUUCAAAAUUCAAGCAAAUGAAAUUUAA
Messenger RNA from Cavenderia fasciculata, 1404 nucleotides. Its product is annotated as methionyl-tRNA synthetase beta subunit. The transcript is spliced from 3 exons. The record is from RefSeq and is a predicted model, not a curated record. Gene Ontology annotation, molecular function: tRNA-guanosine(34) queuine transglycosylase activity. The coding region runs from base 1 to 1404 and encodes 467 amino acids. Lineage: Eukaryota; Evosea; Eumycetozoa; Acytosteliales; Cavenderiaceae.